AUGAGUCGAGCCGCUCACGAAUUGCUUGGUCAAAGCUUGACUCAAUCGAGCUUAAACCGAACUCGAGCGGCUCGUUUAAUAACCGAGCUCGAGCUCGAGCUCAAAUAUUCUAGGCUCCCGACAGCCCAACACCAUCCUUGCGACAGCUCCUCCCUGCCUCCCUGCCGAGUUCCGACCGGCGACCACAAAUCUGCUACCGACGACACCGGAAGACUCCGCGUCUCCUCUCCGGUCUCCGCCCCCGCCUCUGCCGACGAUGAAGUUGCUGCCUACGGCCCCUGCCGAGUGCCCAGGACGAAGUUGCCGACUCUGAACUUAGCCGCCCCUGUGAAGUGUGAACUAAGUCUAGUUAUGUCUACAGAGAAUUCAUCUAUCCAGCAAAAUUCAUACACUUCAAGUAGUGAUGGAGUUUCAUCUUCCAAUCCUACAUUACAUCCUGAAAAGUUUGACAUGGAACUUAUGAGGGAGUCUAUUGCUCAUUGGGUCAUGAUACAUGAACAUCCAUUUACCAUUUUGGAGGAAGUAGGAUUUGACCUCAUGAUGAAACGAGUAAUGCCCGAGUGGAAAGAAAUUAGUAGAAACACAAUUGAAUCAGAUUGUUUGAAAGUUUAUGAGACUGAAAAGAAGAAGUUGAAGAACAAUCUUGAAUGUGUUAGUAAAGUAAGUUUGACAAUAGAUUGUUGGAAAUCAAAAAAUCAAAAGAUUGAGUAUAUGGUUGUUAUUGGGCACUGGAUUGAUUCUUCUUGGAGAUUACAGAAGAGAGUUUUAAGUUUCAUUAACAUUCCACCACCGAUGAGAGGUUUUCUGAUUUCUAAUGCUAUAUUUAGAUGCAUGAAAGAGUGGGGCAUUGAAAAGAAAGUUUUUUCAAUUACAGUUGAUAAUGCUUCAAGUAAUGAUUCUACUAUUCGAUACAUGAAGGAUACACUCCAAAGAUUAAGAAGGUUUGAUGGAUUAGAUGAGAUUCAACACGUCAUUCAAGAUGUUAGAGAUAGUGUAGAAUAUGUGAAUCGGUCGGAGGCAAGACGUAUACAAUUUGCAAACUGUGUGCAAAAAUUGCAAUUGAAAGAUAUGAAAUUGAUCCGUGAUUGUAAAACUAGAUGA
Messenger RNA from Ipomoea triloba (trilobed morning glory), 1101 nucleotides. Its product is annotated as zinc finger BED domain-containing protein DAYSLEEPER-like. Lineage: Eukaryota; Viridiplantae; Streptophyta; Magnoliopsida; Solanales; Convolvulaceae. Bases 1 to 1101 code for a protein of 366 amino acids. The record is from RefSeq and is a predicted model, not a curated record. The transcript is spliced from 5 exons.